AUGUCGUCGCUCGAAGCCAAGAUCGUCGUACUCGGCGCCCAAGGCGUUGGGAAGACGUCUCUGGUUAUGAGAUAUUGUAAAGGCGCUUUCAAUCCGGCUCAAAUCACCUCCACCGUUGGCGCCAGUUUUCUUACAAAGCGCGUUGUUGACUCCGACUCCGAUACCCUUGUUCGUCUUCAAAUAUGGGAUACAGCUGGACAAGAACGUUUUCGAUCCAUCUCCCGACUAUAUUAUCGCGGCGCGAACGCCUGCAUCCUCUGCUACAGCAUCACCGACGCACAAUCUUUUGCCGAUAUGGGUGUUUGGCUCAUGGAACUCCGACGAAACCUUCCCCAUGAUGUUGUUCUUCACGUAGUUGGUACAAAAGCCGAUAUCGUCGCCCGCGAUCCCUCAGCCCGCCAAGUCCCGUUCGAACGCUGUAUCGCCUACGUCGCUGAGAACCUCGCCCCAGGCGUUGGCAGCACGCCGCCCCCGACAGCAACCCCUUACCCUAUCUCUACGCCCAUGUCAGGAGCUCAUGCAAUGUCACCGCCUUCCAUGGAGCUCCACAGUCCCAGCUCGAAGCGUAGCUCUGGUUUCUGGGCACAAGAGGUUGGAUGGGAUGCCUGCCACGAAAUCAGUGCUGAGACGGGCGAGGGCGUUGAAGAAGUGUUCCGGGUCGUCACACGUAAACUCGUCGAGCAGAAUCGUAAGAUGCAGCAGGCCCUUUUAAUGGCUACGGCAAUUCCCGGCACACCAGGCUACGAAGCUGGCAUGGAUGGCGGUUACUUCGCGGGCGCUGAUGCUCGAGGCAGUUUCCGUGUAGGUCGUGACCGGCGUAGCUGGUUAUUUUCACCAGGUUUCUCUCCUGCCAUCACGGUUGAGCAGGCGGGAACUCAGGAGCAGACAAAUCCAGAGGCCCGCAAGGAGACAAAGAGGUGUUGUUGA
Fusarium coffeatum is the source of this 927-nucleotide messenger RNA. RefSeq lists its product as uncharacterized. Lineage: Eukaryota; Fungi; Ascomycota; Sordariomycetes; Hypocreales; Nectriaceae. The transcript has 2 exons. The record is from RefSeq and is a predicted model, not a curated record. Gene Ontology annotation, cellular component: endomembrane system. Gene Ontology annotation, biological process: intracellular protein transport. Bases 1 to 927 code for a protein of 308 amino acids. Gene Ontology annotation, molecular function: GTPase activity; GTP binding.